UAUUAUCAGAAACUGGAUUUCGUUCUUUUCUGAAAAUCGCAUCUGUACUCCAUUUCGCAAAAUUUUUUCAAGAUCGCAGUUUGUAAAAGCCAAAACUUUGUGGCAAGUAGCCUAGAUCUCGUUCAUUAUACUCUUCUGACAUACCCUACUCAUCAUAAAUUGACAGAUAUAUAUUAAAAAAAAAAAAAAGGAAAUAGUCCUCUUUUAUUUUUUAUUUGUUUAUUUUAUCUGUUGAUUAGGGCCGGAGGAAAGCAUUGUUGGGUUGGUUACCUCCCUCCGUCUUCCCUCCCACCCACCCCUUGCAUGCAUCCCGUUUCGGUACAGUGCCACGUCAGCAGUGCCACGUCACAGUGCCACGUCACAGUGCCAAGUCACAGUACCACGUCAGCAGUGCCACGUCACAGUGCCAGAUCAGCAGUGCCACGUCCGCAGUGCCAGAUCAGCAGUGCCACGUCCGCAGUGCCAGGUCACAUUGCCACGUCUGGCAGACACAGUGCCACGUCAGCAGUGACAUUCAACACUGCCACGUCAGCAGUGCCACGUCAGCAGUACCACGUCAGACGCAGUGCCACAUCAGCAUUGCCACGUAAGCAGCAUUGCCACGUCAGCAACAUGACGGGCCUGCCAGGCCAACUGGUCAAUGAGACCAUUGCCGCCUACAAGCAGCGUUGCCUGGCUCAGAUAGAGGCUGAGGAACAACGCCUGCUGGCAGUCGAGGCUGCCCGCAUACAAGCUGAAGAGGCAGCAGCAGCARAGAAACUGCGGCUACAGGCCGAUGCAGAAGCAGAUGCCCAGGCUCGCCGAAAGGAAGCCCAGGAUCUGCUGCAGCGGCAUGAAGCCAACAGCAUCGACAGACUCAAGUACUGGCAUUUUCAACCGAACGGCGACGACGCAACACCGGAAGAGAAGCACAAGGAGUUCCUCUCCAAACUCGUGACGCAGUUGUUGUAUGCUUGCAACUACCAAAGGUCAGGGUUGGAGAGACAGCAUCAUGAAUUGGCGACGCCCCGCCGCACAGUGCAGAGCCACGAGGAUGCAACUCGGGCACUCAAUGCCCGAUUGUUGGACCUGGAACAGGCAGGACCAGGACCAGCUGCUGGAGCUUCCAGCAGUGCACCCUCAAGCCGCCAACUGGAGGACCGCGUUGACCACGUAGUCGCAAUGCUCGGCGACAUCAGCACCUUCGCUGCGCCGACCACCACCAUCAGCAGUCAGCUGCAUACAUUGAAGACCGAGGUCCAGAAGCUGCAGUCGACGAACGCGGACGGCAAUCCGAAGAUGCACAAGAUGCCAACUUUCAACCUGGAGAGUGGGAAGAGUACUGCUCCCCAAUCCGAGGCCGAGCAGGCCCGGAUCGCCGCCAUCCUGAGGGAGAGGAAAGAGAAGAAAGAGCUCCUCAAGCAGGCGAAGCUAAAGGCUAUAGCAGAGGAGCAGGCGGCGAAAAAGAAGUAGUUAGAAGAAAAGAUGCUGAGAUUUCAGAAGGAGAAGAUGUUGAUGAUACAACGAGAGGAGGAAGAGAAGACGAAGGUUGUCGAAGAAGCAGCAACAGCAGAGGAGGAGGAAGAAGAAGUAGAAGAGCCCCUUGAAAGAAGGCGUGGGGGAGAAAGAGGAGAGACGAGUGGCACGAAGGGAGAAGACGCGUGGAUGGAAAAGAAGAUAACUAAAUGGGUGGCUAAUUUAUCGUUGGGGGAGGAUGAGGAGGCACAACUGUACGUGCCGCAGGAGGAGAGAGAGACGUUUGUCGGGGAGUUGAAAGCGAUAAAAGAUCCCCUUGAGC
Messenger RNA from Chara braunii, 1777 nucleotides. The record is from the annotation of a GenBank genome assembly. Lineage: Eukaryota; Viridiplantae; Streptophyta; Charophyceae; Charales; Characeae.